Clarias gariepinus (North African catfish) is the source of this 2063-nucleotide messenger RNA. RefSeq names its product cytochrome c oxidase assembly protein COX16 homolog, mitochondrial. The transcript is spliced from 5 exons. The record is from RefSeq and is a predicted model, not a curated record. Bases 318 to 641 code for a protein of 107 amino acids. Gene Ontology annotation, cellular component: mitochondrial inner membrane. Gene Ontology annotation, biological process: mitochondrial respiratory chain complex IV assembly. Lineage: Eukaryota; Metazoa; Chordata; Actinopteri; Siluriformes; Clariidae.
GUUUAAAGAAGCGCGGCGUUUCCUCAGACCGAACCCGGAAGUAAAAUGCCUCCAUUCAUAUGAUAAUUGGACACCCGUCUGUUAGGUCGAGUGUUUUAUGGCUGUAUGUUUACACUCUUAUUGUAUUUACGGCUGUGUGUAACUGUAGCGGAGUGUUUGAGGAGUCACGUGCGUUAAGUCGAGUUUAGCGAUAACAGAAAGAACUCCAGCUCCCAGAAUCCCCCGCUGUACGGGUGUGUUAGCUCAGCGCUAACUCCUCUGGAGCGGUCAGUGUGCGUCACUGGUGUGUGUGUGUGUGUGUGUGUGCGCGCGCGAGGAUGUGGAGACAGGUGAGGAACCUGCGGAGGAGCCGGACGGUGAGGUACGGAGUGCCCAUGCUGAUGCUUGUGGUUGGAGGAUCGUUCGGUCUGAGAGAGUUCACACAGAUUCGAUAUGAUGCUCAGAAAAUAAAGAGGAAGAUGGACCCUGCACUGGAGGCCCGAGUGAAGUCGCACCCUCACACAAACAUCCUGCAGGAAGAAUAUGAGAAGCUGCAGCAGGUGGAUUUGGACAACUGGAUGAAUAUCCGUGGACCAAGACCCUGGGAGAACUCAGAGCAGAACCAGGAGGAACACAGAGCGCAGCUCACCAAGGCCACGUAGAGUGCAGGUGUAACCAACUAAAGGACUGACCUAGAAGAUCGACAGCGCCCCCUCUCUGCUAGGAAGAGACCACACACAAACACAGAUAGUUAAUGUUUCACUCGGAAUCACAUUUAGAAAAAGAAGCACAUAAUGCGCUAAAAAAACACAUUAGCUGCGUUCCAUUCUGAAGUGUAUUUCACAGGGUGUAAAGUAGUAAAUGACCUGACUCCUAUUGGCCUCUGAUCAGGGUUGCGUCACUAUACUUGUGUUACGCGACCUCAGUGCAGCUUUUGACACCAUUAUUCUCCUUCACAGAUUAGAAAAUGUAGUAGGAAUUAAAGGAACGGCCCUCUCCUGGCUCAGAUCCUAUCUGACUGAUCGUUAUCAUCAUUUACUCUGUUACAUUAACUUGAGUAACUUUUUGAAGUAAAUGUUCUUCUAUGAGUAGUUUUACUGCACCGGACUUAUAACAUUUACUUGAGUAGAUUUGUGAUGAAGAAACGCUCCUCUCACUCCGCUACAUUCGGCUACACUCGACUUGUUACUCUUCUAACCAUUUAUUCUACACAUUAGAUAUUCUUUAUUUUUGUCAGAGAAAUGCAGCCGGUGGAUCUACCACAUUACUGUGUUUCACCAAUCAGAUGUAGCAACAAUAAUCACAUGACUCCGUUUGACCAAUCAGCUGCAAUAACAAUAACUACAUGUAGUCACAUGACCACACACAAAUGCUAAAAAGUGGGGGGAAAAAUCUUAGGUAGACAGCGAAGGAAACAAGUCAUGUUAGUUUAGCUGUUUCACUGGAUGUUGCAAUGUUAAAAUAUAUAAUUUGCAAAUAGGCUAGAGGCUAAAAGAUAUAAGUUCCUUACAUUUGUUCUGCUGGAGACAGUUUAUGGUAAAGUGAGACUCUUUUACAUGUUCUAAUGUUAUUUUCUAUCUGCUGAGCCAUUUGGAGGGAAACUGAAUACAGUUUAUCUUACACUAGAAAUAGUUUACACUGUUCGAACACAUGUUACCUACAGUAGGGGUUUAUUUUAAAAGCUUAAUGUUGUGAGAAAAGUGAUAUUAGGAAAUUUGUAUUUCUUGUUCAUGAAUUUGCUAUUUUGUAAAAAUAUUUAGUUUCAUUAAUUAAUUUUUAUUUAUCUCAUUUGUUAUUUGGAAAUGUCAAAAUUUGUACAUUUCAUCGUUCUGUCUGGCUGCUUACAUAAUAAAAAAAAAAAUUGACAUUACGAUGGAACAGUUACUCUGUACUUCAGUAUCUUUUCACCAAAUUCAUUUUUACUCUUACUUGACUAAUAUUUUGGAUGACCACCUUUUACUUUUACUUGAGUAAUAUUAUUUUGAAGUACAGCUACUCUUAGUUGAGCACAAUUUUAGGCUACCCACCUCUAGUUAUUAAUUUGUAUAUUUAAAUGGUGACUAUUCUGCAUGUUCUCAUGUGGA